CAAAUCUCCAAACUCUCCAAACACUAAAGUAGAUUCAGUAAUCGGUAAGUGUAAGUAACAAUGGAAGCCACCGGAAAAGUGAAGAAAGCUUUCGGAGGAAGAAAAGCCGGCGGUCCAAAGGCCAAAUCAGUUUCGAAAUCGAUCAAAGCCGGUCUCCAGUUCCCGGUGGGAAGAAUCACCCGUUUCCUGAAGAAAGGUCGUUACGCUCAGAGGCUCGGUGGUGGUGCUCCUGUUUACAUGGCCGCCGUUCUCGAAUACCUCGCCGCCGAAGUUUUGGAGCUUGCUGGUAACGCAGCGAGAGAUAACAAGAAGACGAGGAUCAUACCGAGGCAUCUUCUUCUUGCGAUAAGGAACGAUGAAGAAUUGGGAAGGCUUCUGAGUGGAGUCACCAUUGCUCACGGUGGUGUUCUGCCCAACAUUAACUCCGUUCUUCUACCUAAGAAGACGGCUUCUACUAAAUCAUCUGAGGAAAAGGUCUCCAAAUCACCAGUCAAGUCUCCCAAGAAAGCUUAAUGCAUUCACGAAAAACGUGAUCUUAGUUUUCUUAAUGUUUGUGUUGUGCUGCUUUUGGUGGAUAUAGUUUUAAAUUCAAGCUUACUACAGUCUUAGUUUUUAUGUAUUUGGUCUUUAGAUGGUUGUUCAGAAUCCUUUUCUUAAUCAUAAGAUUUUAUGAUAGAUUC
This is a messenger RNA of Capsella rubella, 680 nucleotides long. RefSeq names its product probable histone H2A.7. Gene Ontology annotation, cellular component: nucleosome. The transcript is spliced from 2 exons. Bases 61 to 513 code for a protein of 150 amino acids. Gene Ontology annotation, molecular function: DNA binding; protein heterodimerization activity; structural constituent of chromatin. NCBI's taxonomy places the organism in Eukaryota, Viridiplantae, Streptophyta, Magnoliopsida, Brassicales, Brassicaceae. The record is from RefSeq and is a predicted model, not a curated record.